This is a messenger RNA of Bathycoccus prasinos, 2022 nucleotides long. Its product is annotated as putative ABC transporter ATP-binding protein. Gene Ontology annotation, biological process: negative regulation of translational elongation. Bases 1 to 2022 code for a protein of 673 amino acids. NCBI's taxonomy places the organism in Eukaryota, Viridiplantae, Chlorophyta, Mamiellophyceae, Mamiellales, Bathycoccaceae. The transcript has a single exon. The record is from RefSeq and is a predicted model, not a curated record. Gene Ontology annotation, molecular function: ATP hydrolysis activity; ATP binding.
AUGACGACGACUGGUUUUGCUUUCUCCUCGCGGACGACGUCUUCGGUGUUUUUUGGAGGGAAACAACACCAAAGUUUACUCGAUGUAAAAUCAUCAUCGAAUUGUAACCGCCGACACCAAGGACGAACGGGGACGCAGAUAACGGCGAUGGGGAAAAAAAGCGCGAGGAAAGGGAAAGCCGCCGCGCCUGCGCCACCGUCGCCGUCAAAUACUACCGGUGGUGGCGGAGAUGCCGCUGCUCCAGGAGGAGGAGGAGGAGGAGGAGGCGCAGCUGCAAAGAAACAGAACCAAUCGAUGAAAUCGGGAGGCUCCAAAGGCGUCUCCGAAGGCUCCGCCUACCAAACCGAAACGAGGAAAAUAAUACUUUCCUUGAAUAAAGUGAGAAAAGUCACCCCGCAAGGGAAAGAGUUGAUCAAAAAUAUCAAUUUGGGGAUGUAUUUAGGGGCGAAAAUCGGGAUAUUAGGCGCGAACGGCGCCGGGAAGUCGACGUUGAUGCGGAUUUUAGCCGGGCAAGACACCGCGUUCGACGGCGACAUUUAUUUGGACGACGGCAUAAAAAUCGGCUACUUGGAGCAGGAGCCCGAGUUGGACGCCGGGGAGACGGUCGGGGAGAACGUGGACGCCGGGGUGGCGGCGAUCAAGGCGGAAAUUACGGAGUUUGAGCAAAUUUCCGUGGACAUGGCGAACCCAGACGCGGACAUCGAUAAGUUGAUGAAACGAAUGACCCAACUGCAAGAUAAAUUGGACGCGAGUAACGCGUGGGAAAUCGAUCGAACCGUCGAUCGCGCGAUGGAUGCGUUGAGAGUGCCACCGAGAGAGGCGCUGGUGAAAAACUUAUCCGGUGGUGAACGAAGACGCGUGGCUCUUUGUCGCUUGUUGCUCGCUGAUCCGGAUAUUUUGUUGUUGGACGAACCGACGAACCACUUGGACGCGCAAUCCGUCGCGUGGUUGGAACAGUUUUUGGCGCAGUUUCGCGGCACCGUGGUUGCGAUUACCCACGACCGAUACUUUCUCGACAACGUCGCCGGUUGGAUUCUAGAGUUGGAUCGUGGCGAAGGUAUUCCAUUCGAAGGCAAUUACACGACUUGGUUAGAGUCGAAAGCGAACAGGUUAGACAUGGAGGAUAAAAAAGCCUCGAGCAUGGAUAAAGCGUUGAAACAAGAGUUGGAGUGGGUGCGUAAAAACGCAAAAGGACAACAGAAAAAAGGAAAAGCGCGUUUGAGAGCGUACGACGAGUUAUGCGCGGCUUCGGCGGAAUACACCAAACGCGAAGGUAUGGAUUCUAUCACCAUUCCAACCGCGCCCCGUUUAGGCGACGUCGUUUUGACGUGCGAAGGCUUGACGAAAGGUUUCGACACGAGAGGAUUACUCAUCGACAACUUCACGGCAACUAUUCCACCUGGAUCGAUCGUCGGUAUCGUCGGAGGAAACGGUGCUGGCAAAACCACUCUCUUCCGAAUGAUUGUUGGCGAAGAUAAACCUGACGCUGGGUCGUGCGCGGUUGGCGAAACGGUGAAACUGAUGUACGUGGACCAAUCUCGCGACUCUUUGGACCCAUCGAAAUCCGUCUUCGAGGAGCUCACCGGCGGCGCCGACGAGGUCAACUUAGGCGGUAAAGCCGUCAACUCUCGAGCGUAUUGCUCCUGGUACAACUUUAAAUCCUCUGACCAACAGAAGAAAGUCGGCGACCUCUCCGGCGGCGAACGCAACCGCCUCCAACUCGCUCGAGUGUUAACCUCCGGCGGCAACUGCCUCUUACUGGACGAACCGACGAACGACUUGGACGUCGCCACUUUGCGCGCUUUAGAGGAAGCCUUGCUCUCCUGGAACGGUUGCGCCUUUGUCAUCUCCCACGACCGAUGGUUCCUGAACAAAAUCGCCACGCACAUCAUCGCCUUCGAAGGCGACUCGCAAGUCACGUUUUACCAAGGCAGCUACGACGAGUACGAAGCGCAUCGCAUCGAGCGAAUGGGCGGGGAAGCGCCGAAACCUUUGAAGUACAGGCCUUUGGUCAACGUUUAA